AUGCCUCCUCGCAAGUCCGACGUCCGGCCACCCACUCCUGUUGUCGCCGAGGAAGCAUCUCCUCCUCCAGCAAAAGCGGCGCAGGGACAGGAGAAGCAGGACAAGAAGGAUAAAGACAAGGAGAAGGAUAAGAACAAAACAGAGGAUCCAGUAACCAUUGAGGAUUUGAAUCUUCCAAAAUCCAUCAUCACAAGAUUGGCAAAGGGGAUUCUGCCCCCAAACACGCAGAUUCAAGGCAACGCAAUCUUGGCGCUGAGCAAGAGCGCCACCGUCUUUAUCAGCUAUCUGGCUUCACACGCCAACGAAAACACCGUCGCUGCAGGCAAAAAGACCAUUCUCCCGGCUGAUGUCUUCAAAGCAUUAGACGACACUGAGUUUUCUUUUCUGAAAGAGCCCCUUGAGGCUGAGUUUGCCAAAUUCAACGCCAUACAAACCGAAAAACGCACCUCUUACCGCCAAAAAGUCCGCGCCUCCAAGCACGGCCCCGGCGACGAUGCCGACAUGGCCGACACAACCAUCGCCUCAGAAGCCUCCGCCUCGUCCGGCCCGCGCGCUAAAAAGGCCCGCGUCGACCCUUCUGCCGGCGACGACGAGGAAGUCGACGCCAUUGUCAAUGACGAUGACGACGUGGACGACGAGGAUGAGGAUGAUCAUGAGGGUGACGAAGAGGCCCAGGACGACGAGGACGACGAAGAGGCUGCCGAUGAAAAUGACGAAGACGACGGUGGUGAGGGUGAGGCCAGCGGUGACGAGACGCAGGAUGCGCUGGAGGAGAGGAGGAGUAGAGAGGAGGAGGCGGAUGAGGCCCUGGAAGGCGAUGAGAGCGACUAG
Molecule: messenger RNA, 831 nt
Organism: Trichoderma virens Gv29-8
Lineage: Eukaryota; Fungi; Ascomycota; Sordariomycetes; Hypocreales; Hypocreaceae
Exons: 4
Coding region: 1-831 (276 amino acids)
Biological process (GO): DNA damage response; leading strand elongation; heterochromatin formation
Cellular component (GO): CHRAC; epsilon DNA polymerase complex
Molecular function (GO): protein heterodimerization activity; chromatin DNA binding
Source: RefSeq, a predicted model, not a curated record